AUGGAGGAGUUUCUCGAGGAGAGAGAGCCCUCCCGUGAAUGUCCCCAAAAGUUUUCAUUUGCGAGCGUUUUGUGGACUGAGGAGUUCGGGGAGCAAAUCUCGAGGAAGGACUUCCGAGCUGCCAUGGAGCUCUGCAAGAAGCAGCUGCAAAAAACUCCGGAUAGUCGAUACGUGCUGGACUUGAGGAAGACAGUGGAGGCAUUCCUUGACGCAGCUGAGGAUUUGGAGGCUCACGACCAAGAAGACUUGCAGGAGGAGGAGGAGGAGGAUGCCCUCUGCCUCAGCGAUCUUGUCGAUGAGGCGGCCGCGGCAUGCGACAAAGGCUACGAGGCCAUGUUCCGCUACCUCGGAGACGAGGAGCGACUCUGGGCCCUGGGCGAGCAGGCGGUGGGAAUCUUUUGGGACACCGGCCAGCUGGAGCCCGCAGGACCUCGUCGAGAGCGCCUGCGGUCCAUGGCGGAGCAGCUGACGAAGACUCUGAGCUCUCGGUUGGCCAAGGCCGACGGCCUCGACCGCAGCGAGUGGCUCUUCGAAGGUCUGGGCGAGCUCUGGUUCCACCGGGAACUGGGCUGGGCUCCCGAGCCCUGGUUGCUGGAGGGCUGCCUCGAGGCGUUGCGGCACGCGAACGGCAACAUGGAGGAGUUGGUUGGUCAAAGCUUGGAAGGCUUGAGAACGGCCUCUUGCGGGGAUCUGUGCGAUGUGCUCAUGCAGGUGUGGACGGUGGAGCGAAGCUGUGUUUGCGGCCUGCUCGACGACGCGCCUCAGCUCGGGUACGGCGUCCGUGAGGUUCUCGCUGAGAUCCGCCAGCGGCCUCUCAUCCUUCCCCCCAAGCAGGGCUUUUACCACUGCUUCUACUUGAUGACGCACGUCGUGUACACCCUGAACUGUUUCAACGGCCAUCUGCCCAACCGCCGCAGCGACUGCCCCUGGCUGUAUGCCUACCUGGAGCGCUGUUUGCACUUCUGGAUGACCACAGCCGAGUCCACUGAGACCGGGACGGCAUUGCAAUCAGAGGCGGUUGAUGCCAUCGCAGAGGCAGUCGAUUGCUUGCGUGGACUCAACGAAGAGGGCACACAAGCAACUGUCAGGGCAUGCAGAUGGCUCUUGUCCCGACAGCAGGCGGAUGGCCUCUUCGCAUCGCCGAACUCGAAGAGGCCCACAAGCGAGUACGACCACUUGCAUCCGACCUGGACAGCGGUCGCUGCUUUGCAGCUCCAGCGGCAGGCGCCGGGCCCCAGCCAGCUUUGCCGAGACUGGGCGCGGCAUGCGCGCCAGGCCGCGGAGGAGGCCGGGGAGAAAAUGCUGGGGGCCGGGGGUGCCUUUCUGUUCGCUCAAGCAGCAGAGUUGUGCCGUGAUGGCGGUGACCGGAGAGUUUGGUGGUCGAGGGCCAACAGGAACUACACUGCCUCCGAAUGUUUCUGCAGGGACCCCUCUUGCACUGCUUGUAAAGACCACCUCUCAGGCAUGUCGGUGCCGGCGCGAGCUCUGGGACUGCAGGAAGGCUACUCGCAGGAGCAGUGGGGCCCCUGGCGCAGCUUCGGCUUGCUUGUCCAGCAGGCGGUAGCAGAGUUGAGUUGGCAGGAGAGUGCCUCCCAGCUGAUCCAACUCUUCAAAGAGCAUGCCAAGAAGAAGGAUGGCUACCUGAGCAAGGAUGAGUUCAUCGCCGUUCUGCAGAAGUACCCUUGCUGCAACUCGGCCUACCACACGGUCUUCUUCGACCUCUUCGACCGGAACGAGGACGGCUUCUUGAGCGAAUCAGACUUCUUGGGUGGCAUGCUGGCCGUGAGCCCACUGACGCCGCACAAGCUGGAUUCUUCCUCCGGCCAGCUGAGGAUGCAGUUCAUCUUCUUGUACUACGAUCAGAACCGCAAUGGCCGCUUGGAGGUGGAGGAGGUGGCGAAGAUGAUUGAGCACAUUCAGCAGCUGCGGGGCGAGAGCCACGCAGAUGCGCUCGCCAACGCCAAGGCCCUGGUUUCAUACUACUCGGGCUCCUUCGGCUUCGCAGCCUUCUACGAUGCAGCGCAGAACAGGAUGCUGAACGGCACAUCCCCACUUCUGCGCACACAGCAGGACCUCCUCGAAGUCGUCAAGCAGCAGUCUGCCCCGCAUUCUCGAGCAGCUGGGUCUGACGACCUGGCAUCGCUCGCCUCACUCUCCGGCCCUGCCGCGGUGAAGGCGAGCGGCAACCUCAACGCUGCUGGAGCUAGCAAUGGCAUGCCUUCUCUGCCUUCGAAGGCGCUCUCGAGGUCUCGGGGGCUCUCCGAGUAUCGCUGGGGCGAGCAAGGUGCCGUGCAGGCCCUGGCUCUUCGAGUGGUGAGGAGCCUUAUGGACAUGUCCAACGAGAAGAAUCAGCCCAUGGCUGAAUGGAGGUACAACCUCCAGCUGGUCAGCACGCGUGAGUUCUACCUCCUGUGCGACACCGUGGUCGAGCUUCUCCGUCAGGAAGAUUCCUUGGUGGAGGUGCGCUUCCCCUGCCGGGUCUACGGAGACAUCCAUGGGCAGUUGCUGGACCUCCUGGAGUUCUUCAACGCCUUCUCCUGGCCGGACAAGCGUCGCGGGGACAUCUUCUCGAUGAACUAUGUGUUCUUGGGUGACUUCGUCGACCGAGGCGCCUAUUCGUGUGACGUCGUCUCCCUCCUCUUCUCGCUGAAGAUCCUCUACCCCCAGCGAGUCUUCCUGAUCCGCGGGAAUCACGAGGAUCGGCUGAUGAACGUGAACUACGGCUUCCACGCCGACUGUGCCAGGAAGUUCGGGCGGGAUGGCGACGCCAUCUGGGAGCGGGUCAAUGACGUCUUCGAGUUCCUGCCCAUAGCCGCCUUGGUGGAAGGAGCCAUCCUCUGCAUCCAUGGCGGGAUCGGCGACUCCAUCAUGUCCUUGGACGACCUGCGAGGGAUCCCCAAGCCGAUUCAGGUGGUCGGUGAGAUCAACGAAAGGACCACACGUCGUGACCGCAUGGUGCUCGAUGCGCUCUGGUCGGAUCCCACGGACAACGACCAAGUCCUGGGUGUUCAUGUCUCUCCCAGGGGCAAGAACACCUGCCGCUUCGGCCCAGAUCGUGUGCAGGACUUCAACCGUCGGAACUCCUUGAAGUUGAUCAUCCGCGCACACGAGUGCGUCCAGCACGGCUACGAGUACUUUGCCGCUGGCCAGCUCUUGACUGUUUUCUCAGCGACGAACUACUGCAACCAGCACGACAACGACGGUGCCAUGGUGGUUCUAGUGAAGGAUGACCGUACAGGGGAGGUGGUCGAACACGCUCAGGUUAUCAAGAGCGGCACGGUGGACACCUCCUAUGGUUGGAACGACCAGCAGUUUCGGGCGCCAUCGCCCAUGCGACGGACGGGGCGCUGA
Messenger RNA from Symbiodinium natans, 3351 nucleotides. The record is from the annotation of a GenBank genome assembly. Lineage: Eukaryota; Dinophyceae; Suessiales; Symbiodiniaceae.